UUUAGGUUGCAGCCUCCCGUCUCAUUCUCAACUCUCUCUCUCUCUCUCUCUCUGCAACUUCAAACUUCAAAAUCUACAAGAAUCAGAAGUUCAAAAUCCAUAUAUUUCAGAUCUGUCUGCAAGAAUCAAAAGUUCAAAAUCCAUAUAUUUCAGAUCAUUUCAGAUUGUUCAAAAAAUCAAAACCCAUAUGUUUCAGUUUCCAUCGCCGGCUGUUCCAGUUCUUGCCGUUCGCAAGCUUCAGCCGUCUCAAGCUUGCCCCUCUCUCUCUCUGCAACUGCUAACUUGUAUGUAUGGGUUUUGUUUUUAUUUUUGGAAGUGACGGCGGCGGCGGUGGAUCGGCUGAGGACGGCGGCAGAGAGAGACAAAGAGAAAGAGAAAGAGAAAGAAGAGAAAAGAAAAGAGAAAAGAGAAAAAAAAAAAAAUUCGGGCAGAGAGAGAAAGAGAAAGAAGAGAGAGGAGAGAGAAAAAAAAAAAAAAAAAAUUUCGGGCAGAAAGAAGAAAGGGAAAGAAGAGAGAGGAGAGUGAAAAAAAAAAAAAAAUCGGGGCAGGAAGAAGAAAGAGAAAGAAAGAGAGGAGAGAGAAAAAAAAUUUCGGGGAGGAGAGAGAAAAGAGAAAAAAAAAAUUUAAUUUUGGGUUGGGUUCGGGUUGAGCCCGAGCCCAACCCGAAUUGUUUGGAUUUUGAUAAAAAUCAACCCGAGCAUGAACCCGAUUUGUAAAUUGCGUGGCCAAAUUUUAAAAUUUUUGGGUUGGGGUUGGGCUGGGCUGGGCUAACCCGCCCAACUUGCAGCCCUGCUUGAUACCACUAACAUUUGACCCCGUCAGUUCUGCAGUUGCGUCACCGUCGCAGUCAGUAACUCCGACAAGACCUAGAUUUUGAGGAAACACAGAUGUCAAGGUUUCGCUCACUGUGGCGAGCUUCUUUGAAUGCAACUAAGAAAGCUCUCACAUGGAAUGCUGAAGACUUUAUUCCUCCCACUGAGAGAUAUAUUUUCAAUUUCAAUUCAAAGGAAGAGCUAAAAAAGUGGCAUCUGUAUUCAGAUUCUGAAUAUGGAGGUCUGUCCUCAGCUUCUUUGGAGAUUAAGGAUGUUGGAAAUGGGCUAAGUGGAAUUUUUCAUGGAAAUCUUUCUUUGGAUGUAUCUGAGGAUUCAAAAUGGAACAUUAGUAGGAGUGGCUUUUGCGGAAUGCGGUCUAAGAAGUUCGAUGGCUUCAUUGAUUUGGACCCAUAUGACACGAUAGCACUAAAACUUAGAGGAGAUGGGAGAUCUUACAUAUCUACUAUCUAUACAGAAAAUUGGGUGAAUUCACCUGGACAAGAGGAAGAUAAUUCAUGGCAAGCAUUUGUUUUUGUGCCCAAAGACAAUUGGUACAUUGCGAAGAUUCCUCUUGCUCGAUAUCUUCCAACAUGGAGGGGGAAUGUCAUAGAUGUAAAUCUGGAAAUGAAUCCAUCCCGAGUUGUUGGCAUGUCUUUCUCCGUCAAUGCAGAAGGUGGAAUGCCAGGUGCUAGAACCGGGCCAGGUGAUUUCCAAUUGGAAAUUGAUUGGAUCAAAGCCUUGAGAACACACUAGUUUUGGUAUACAUCUUUCUACUCCAAUGUGUUGUCAACUGAAGAACUAAAAGUGUCCAUUUGGAUAUGAAUUGAGCUAGGUGUGUGUUCUCAGUUUUUUCUGUUGAGGCUCUUGGAUUAGAGGUAAUGAAGUCAGUGUUGAAUAUUGGUUUAAGUUCUGUACAAUCUUAUAUAAAUGUGGUUUAUUUUUUUUAUUCUCUUCGCUAAUCUAAUAUCCAGAGGAGCUGAGUUUGAU
Cornus florida is the source of this 1799-nucleotide messenger RNA. RefSeq names its product probable complex I intermediate-associated protein 30. Bases 888 to 1565 code for a protein of 225 amino acids. Gene Ontology annotation, biological process: mitochondrial respiratory chain complex I assembly; mitochondrial electron transport, NADH to ubiquinone. The transcript is spliced from 8 exons. The record is from RefSeq and is a predicted model, not a curated record. NCBI's taxonomy places the organism in Eukaryota, Viridiplantae, Streptophyta, Magnoliopsida, Cornales, Cornaceae. Gene Ontology annotation, cellular component: mitochondrion.